CGGGAAAAUCUGACUGUAAGUUCCAAUCAGCUCAAUCAGGUUAAGCACAUGUAUGAUGUGCGGAGGCGAAGUCCUUGGUGCUUAUGGCAGCUGAGAUGGAAUCUUUUGAAUCCCACUCUAAUGCGAACUUUAUUAAGGUAGACUGGAUUUGCAAGUAUCGAAAAUUGACUCUUCAAUUGUCCGUUAUCGCGUUAUCGUCUUAGAGGUAUGUAUGUAAGGGUAAGUCAUGUUCAUGGGGUUAGCUUCGGCUUAUGUAGGUGGUACAAUGUAGUACCUAGGUAGGUACCUAGGUACCCACAAUGAUGUUUGUACCUUCUUCGAUUGCCUGCCCCUUGCUGCUUGCCUCUGAUUGCAUGCCCCAUGUGGCUUGAGUUUGUACGGCUCAAGCUCCUCCGUCAUUCAGCAUGCAUCACUCAUCAAAAGUUCCUUAGCAACAACAACUCUCUGAUUGUUUUCUAUUAGCCAUCCAUCGUUUUACGCAGCAUUCCCAAUCAAGCUGUUCAACUAAAACAUUCGCUCCUUUCGCAUUCAACCUGACUACGUUACCUGCCUAAGAGUUCGGAAGCGAAGAUCCGUCGCGCCCUCUGGAGACUUCGAGUGGACUUCACUAAACUAGGCUCUCUACCUAAACAAGACAAUAUGGCAUCCCCUCCUCGCGCCUACUCGCCUGCGGGUUCUCCGCCAUACUCUUCUAGCGCGCAGUUGCCAUCGAAGAAGCGUGGCUCCACAACUGCUGAUCUCUCAUCUCAACCGCCCUCCCUCAAACGUCGCAAAGCAUCUGUCAUGUCCGUAGCCUCCGUAGGCUCAGCCCAUCCUCUUCGACAGACAUCCUUUCCGCCCGACGAAUCUCAAAUACGAGCCUUCUCUCCGUCCUACCGACGAUCUCCAAGUGUCGAUACCAUGAGCCUCGUUAGUGGCAGUCAAGUUAGCGGCGCGCCCGCAAAGAAAAAACGCGGUAGAAAGUCAAAAGCGGAGCGCGCAAGCGAAGCGGCCGCUGAAGCCAUGCGAGACGGGUCUCCAAGCGUUGUAGGAGGUCGCGCACCUACUAUCCUUAGUAAUGCGAGCGGUAAUCAUGCUGGGAAGGACGUCGACCCAGACUCCAGGAAAGAAGAGGAGUUCGAGAUACCCGAGAAUAUGGCUAGCAUGUCUGCUGCUCGAACUAAGGAGCAGCUCGAAGAAGAGAAGGAGCUAAAUGCGCUUCUCAAGACGCAAAUGGAUGCUCUGCAGUUCGACCGGUACGAGGUCUGGCAUCGCCAAACUCUUAAGACCUCAGACGUAAAGAGGCAUAUCAAUAGCGUCACAUCGCAGUCAUGCCCUACCAAUGUUCAUCAGAUGAUGCAGGUAGUCUGUAAAAUGUAUCUUGGAGAUAUCGUCGAGUCCGCGCGUGAGGUUCAACAAGAAUGGAUACAAUUAGGCGAGAAGCAAACCGACUUAUCUGACGACGAUCUUAAGCCUGCGAACGAGUUAUCAAAACACCGCCGGCAAGCCCCCUUACGGCCCGAGCAUCUUCGCGAAGCAUAUAGACGCCGCAAGGCCGGUACUGAAAACGGUGGCUCUUUAGGGAGCUUGAUGGUUUGGAACCAGCAAACGCAAAACGGAGCUGAAAGAUUCGCGGUAAGGGCAGGUGGCCGUCGAAUAUUCAAAUAAUAAUGUUCUGUUGUGGGAAUCAUCUCCACUUCGACUUCGGAAGGCGCCGAAGCUCAAUACUUUGAAUAUUGAGUAUAUCUUACUCAUAGGCCUACCUAUUUGACAAAGGUAUUGUUGAUAAUCCACAUAACAUGAUGAUACUAAGUGCCAUGCUUAACAAUAUCCUCUAUCUGUUUAGGUCUUUUACCGUGUACUGAUAGAGAGCGUAUACUGCUUAAUGUCCAACGCGGCAUGACCUCACAACACUAGACCUGAAAUGCCUAGUCGGAUCGGCGAUACGGGCUCAUCCGAUUCCUCAUCCAAUUCCAACUAAUUCGAUGGACCAUAUGCGGGAUUAGAUAGG
Molecule: messenger RNA, 1990 nt
Organism: Daldinia loculata
Lineage: Eukaryota; Fungi; Ascomycota; Sordariomycetes; Xylariales; Hypoxylaceae
Product: transcription initiation factor TFIID-like protein
Exons: 2
Coding region: 640-1647 (335 amino acids)
Biological process (GO): RNA polymerase II preinitiation complex assembly; transcription initiation at RNA polymerase II promoter
Cellular component (GO): transcription factor TFIID complex; nucleus
Molecular function (GO): transcription coactivator activity; protein heterodimerization activity
Source: RefSeq, a predicted model, not a curated record